Dissoconium aciculare CBS 342.82 is the source of this 1173-nucleotide messenger RNA. RefSeq lists its product as uncharacterized. The record is from RefSeq and is a predicted model, not a curated record. Bases 305 to 805 code for a protein of 166 amino acids. Lineage: Eukaryota; Fungi; Ascomycota; Dothideomycetes; Mycosphaerellales; Dissoconiaceae. The transcript has a single exon.
CCUUCCUUCCACCCUACAGUUGUCGCGCUUCCCAAGGUCUGUCUACGAGCAAACAUAACACUCGCGCGAGUCCAACAAGAUAUAAUUCAAAGGAAAACAUGACGGAGGCAUCUGCAUUUCCACAGGGCGUGGAGCAAGGUGCAACCUCUCGCUAUGGCAUACCAGAUAACGGGACGGAUUACUGGGCGACUUAUCAAUGCCACGGGACUACCAUUCCGGUCGUCGACACGCCGUCGCCGUACUGUCUAGUACCAGGAGGGUGAGCCACGCCACACAACGACUCCCGACAUCUCCCACAAGGGCCAUGACUGAUGAUUUUUUCCCUCCCCGCAGGGUACGGGCGAUGGACAUGUGCUGUUCGACGAUCGGCAACGAGACCUCAUACCCGCAACUCGAGCCCGACUGCUACGUCUGGUGCGCGGUGAACCUCGUCCGCGUCCCCGGCCAGGACGCCCUGGCGGCCACGCAUGCCGCGUUCCUGCGCUGCCUCCAGACGGGGAAGGAUGCGGAGAACGUCCAGCUCUCGUGUGGACUCGGCACGGGCGCGUCGUCGGGUUCGAGGAAUCCCACUACGAUCACGAGCCCGACCAGUUCCGUGUCGUGGACGGGUGGUGCCACUGGUUCGACGGCCGCGACGACGACCACGACAGCAUCUUCGACGAAUGCAGCGUCAUCAUCGGUCCCUCCCGCGGCGCAGACGACGACGACCCGGCCCUCACAGGCUGGUUUGGGCGCUGUCCGACAUGGCAGUCUCGCGAUCUUGGGGCUGUGGAUACUGCAGGGAGUGCUCGCGGGAGCUCUAUAGGUUCUGGUCAAUCGACACCUUGUCAACUUCUCUGAGAACAUGUAGAACAUUUAUAAUAUCUUGGAAGAUCAUGGAUCCUUGCCUGUCUGAUACUGUUACCGUCGGCGGGUUGUCCGAUAGUGGUCAACGGGUGUCAUGGAAAAUUGCCUGUUGUGGGUGACAAUGAAGAGGCUUUAUGAUUCGUAAUCUACGGUCGACGGGUCACUGAUGCCCUCAUCACGGGGGAUUGAUGCUUAUCUCGCAACUUGCUGAUCACGCUCCGUCGAACGCAACCCACGGCCUCGACCUCGGCGAUGGUAUGACAACAUCGCCGUAUCUGUCCACGUCUAUCUUGUGUAUAUACCGAGAUGCUGCAUUGAUACAAUUUU